AUAAACUUGUAUCGUUUGUAAAAUUGCAGGAUUUUUUUACGAUGGCGUACAAUUAUUUUCUAUGAUAAAUUCCUAUCGAAUUAAGUCGAAUUUAAUUAAUGUAGAAUGAAAAUAAUGAUAUGAAAAAUUAACAAUUUACAAAGACUGGUAUAUAUUUAUUCAGUCACGUUAUGAUGUACACGUUAUAUUAUAAAAAAAAAAUUUUAUACGAUUUCCGUGCGGUUUUUUGUAUGGACAAAAAUCAUGUUUUUCUUUUCCUUUUUUUCUUCUUUUUUUUUUUCCUUUUUCAAGCACAACUUUUAAGUAUUUCCUCGGUCGAUCAUUACAUUUUCUUUUAUUGGAAUAUAGAAAAAUAAAAUUUAUCUUGAUAUUAUCAGAAAACGUGUAUUUACACGAUCGUCGAUAAUAAUGGUCAAUAUUCGAGGUACGUACUUAAAAGAAUAAUGAAUGCUUCUACAAAACUUAUAUAUAAUAAUAUUUUGCAAAUAUAUUUAUUUAAAUGGAAAAUAAAAUGAGGAUUGACCGAAAUGAGGAUUUUGAUCGUAAUUGAUCCGAAAAUUUUCAAAAUUUGAAUAACCUAUAUAACGAAUAAUAAUAAUAAUAAUAAACGAAACAUGAUACUAUAUCAGAUCAUAUUUAAUCUGUACAUCUAUUUGAAAUAUCAAUGAUAACAAUGAUAUUUUUCGUCGAUAUUUUACGGCUAAUCAGUUCUUUGCUCGUUGAGUUUUAACUAUCAUCGUUUUUUUUUAUAUUAUUAUUUAUUUUUUUUAUAUAUAUAUGUAUAAUACAAUUUGUUUUUAGCUCUUAUUCGAAGAAAAUAAAAAAGAAUAUAUUUGGAAAUCGAAAAACGACCAUGGAGAAUCCUGUGAUAAUUAAAGAAAACGCCGUCGCGUUUAAAGAUAAAGCUAUGUAUGGUUAUGGAACAAGCAUACCACCUAAUAAUAAUGAAUCCGAAGAGGAUAUGUCGUCGAAGAAAGUGAUAUUUUGCGUUCAUGGAAAAUUAUCGGGUUGUUGUACCGUUGUCAAAGGAAUCGAUGAAAAUAUAACGAUGGAUUAUCAACAAAAUUCAUCGAUUCUACCAGAGGAUCAUUGUCAUCGAGAAAGAAAUGGGGAAGUAGAUAAGAAAGCUAGGAAAAAGCUUUUACUUGCUAGCGGACUAUGUGUUAUCUUCAUGAUAGCUGAAAUAAUUGGUGGUGUUCUCUCAAAUAGUUUGGCCAUAGCUACAGACGCAGCACACUUGCUAACCGAUUUCGCAUCAUUCAUGAUUUCUCUAUUCUCAAUCUGGGUCGCAGGAAGGCCUGCAACAAGGAAAAUGCCAUUCGGUUGGUAUCGUGCGGAAGUGAUCGGUGCAUUAACGUCGGUCCUGUUGAUAUGGGUUGUCACUGGGAUUUUAUUCUAUUUAGCCGUAGAGAGAAUAAUUAACAAGGAUUUCGAGUUAGACGUCACGGUGAUGUUAAUUACCUCUGCGGUUGGUGUUGCGGUAAAUCUAGUAAUGGGCUUAAGUUUACAUCAACAUGGUCAUAGUCAUGGUGGACAUAGUCAUCACGAGCACGAUGAUCAUAAAACGAAAAAGUUAACGGACGAAGAGAUGUCUCAUAAGGAUGAUCACGAUAGGAAUAAUAUUAAUGUUCGUGCUGCAUUUAUACAUGUCAUAGGCGAUUUUAUUCAAAGUAUAGGCGUUUUUAUCGCCGCAUUAGUUAUUUAUUUUAAACCAACAUGGACCAUAGUUGAUCCAAUCUGUACGUUCCUAUUUUCGAUAUUAGUCGUGCUCACGACAGUGGCAAUCAUAAAAGACGUUAUGAACGUGCUCAUGGAAGGAAUGCCCAAAGGAUUUGAUUAUUCUCAAGUUGAGAAUACUUUCAUGCAGAUAGAAGGCGUUGUGAAAGUACAUAAUUUGAGGAUUUGGGCUCUUUCACUCGACAAAACCGCUUUGUCAGCGCAUUUAGCGAUCAAACCUGGUACCAGCCCACAAAAUAUUCUACGUAUGGCCACGAGAAACAUUCACGAAAGUUACAAUUUCUUUGAGAUGACAUUACAAAUAGAAGAAUUCAACGAGCGAAUGGAAAACUGUGAACAGUGCAAAGCUUUGUCUCAAUGAAUUAACGUCAUUGUUAUAGUUAAUGCCGUUUUAUCGUUUUGUAUGACGAGCUUCGACAUCUAUGAACUCUCCUUUUUUGUCUUCUCUCCUUUUUUCUGUUUCCUUUCUUUUAUAUAUAUAUAUUUUUUUUUUUUUUUUUUUUCUU
Molecule: messenger RNA, 2243 nt
Organism: Vespa velutina
Lineage: Eukaryota; Metazoa; Arthropoda; Insecta; Hymenoptera; Vespidae
Product: zinc transporter 2-like
Exons: 8
Coding region: 854-2098 (414 amino acids)
Biological process (GO): response to zinc ion; zinc ion transmembrane transport
Cellular component (GO): plasma membrane
Molecular function (GO): zinc ion transmembrane transporter activity
Source: RefSeq, a predicted model, not a curated record